AUGGGGAAGUUUGUCGUACCCGUGCGAAUGCAGCAGCUCCUCGUGAUCAAUCUUGUCCUGCUUCCGCUGGCGGAGACUUUCCAUCCUCCGCUCGUGAAGCCCAUCGGGUUGUCUCCUUCCUUCGCCAAGAGGGCGAUUGUAGCGCUUCAGUCAAGGAGCGAGAAGGGACGGACGGCGAUGCAACUGUCGCUUCCUGCCUUCGAGGCUGCCAGUCAGAUCGUGCAGUACGGCCUGGGGCCAUGGGGGUUGUACUUCAUGCAGCGGAUCUUGAUGGGAGGGCUGAUUGGACAAGUGCUGGCCCUUCUUUGCAUCAGCGUUGUGCUGACGGGCGUCGGGGCUCUGCUGCUCCUGCUGUUGCGGACCUUGACGCUGUCAGUGCAAGGGCUAUUCAACAAGCGGAUGGAGAAGAAAUUUGACAAGCAAGCAUCCAAGUCGUGGGGAACCUCGAAGGUGGAUUCGUUCGUUCAGGCCGUCUUUGCUCUCCGGACGAGGCUGAAGAAGCUGGAGAAAGCGACAGGACUGAACAUCACCCUCUGGGUAUGCUCUACCUCUGAUGAAGCAGCUGAUCCCUUGUCUGACGUUGCUUGUCUUGUCUUGAUGUUUAUGAGGAGGGAAUACUGGGCGUUGAUACUGACAGGUUGGUUGAAGCUGGCAGGGAUAUGUGGAGUGGUAGCUCUUACGGUGAAACUCUCAGUCGACGGAAUCAUCAUGAACAACGGUCCUGUUGUAGAGAAAGGUCACAUCCUCCUCCUCUCCGACGUCUUCAACGAUCAAGUGGUCUCAGUAGUCUGCACGCUCGGCCAUGCCUCCAAGGAGGGCAACGCGCUUUCGAUCCUCAAGAAUGAGCCGAUUGUUGUGAUGACCCCGCAGGACAAGCUCCAGGUGUACGAAGAGAUCAAGAAGGGGAUGGGGAGGGAGGGGCUGCGGCCGGACAUGUGGGGUAACGGGCCGCUGAACAUCGUGACGAGGCAGGGGGAUCCUAAGAGCCUCGAGGACCUGCAGAAUGUCUGCGUGAAAGAUGCGGCGCAUGUCCUGAUGCUCAGCUGCCAGAAGAACAGGGAGGAGGUGGUGGACGGGGAAGCGAGUCCCCUGCUCCUGCGGGAGAUCAGAACCAAGACCUCCCUGCUGGAGAGGCUGAGGCCGAUGGAGGAGGAGGGGAUGAAAGCUCCCGUCCUUUCCCUCCCUGGGCAGGCGGAGCUCUGGACGGAGUUGGAGCAGGGCUUCACCAUCUGCGAGGACCAGGAGUUUGUAGGAAAGCUGCUCACCCAGUGCUGCCUGUCCCCCGAGCACGGCCUCGCCGUCCUGUACAACAAGAUCAUGCUGACUCAGGGCGGCUGCCACUUCAUGUACUCAGAGGAGACGCUGGGAAGCUCCAGGAGGUGGCUGGUGGGGAAGAGGUACGCGGAGCUGCAGAAGCACUUCCCUGAAGCCGUGGUGUGCGGGAUCCUGAGAGGAGAGGAGCUGAUGAUGAUGCCGGAGGACGAGACCGAGCUCCAGAACGACGACCGCAUCAUCGCCAUGGCUUCCGACCACACGAAGCUCCGACCCCAGCUGUUCUCCAGGUUCUUCGCGCGGGACAGCCCGGUCCCUCUCCUCACGGAGGCAGCGCAACCAGCGGCUGCUGGGAAGGGGCUGGGGGAGGAGAGGAGGCCGAAGAAUAUCCUGGUCCUCAACUGGAACGAACGUGGGCAGACUACUGUGGACGAGAUCCGGCAGAACGCACCGAGAGGAGCGCGGGUUGACGUGCUAACAGACAAGAAGAACAUGGAGGAGCUGGGGUACAAUGACAAUCAUCCCCUUCCCCGCCGUCGCGUGCCGGUCAAGUUCUGGCGGGGCAACACCCUGGAGCCUUCGAACCUGGAGCAGGCAGGGGUGCUGGAGGCAGACUGCAUCCUGAUCCUGUCUGACACUGACGCUCCUUCCAACGUGGACCAGUUCUCCGACUCGGAACUCUUCUCCACCAUCGACACGCUCUCAAAGCUCCACUGGCACCCGAGCAAGCCCCGUCCUCGAGUGGUUGGGACCGUCUACUCGCUGGAGAACUAUGUCUCGAUCCGUUCGCUGUGCCUGAAAGCAGGCUUCAAGUACGACCUCAUCCUCGCCGACAAGAUCGAGUCCGGCGCUCUCGUCCACAUCCUCCUCCAGCCGAAGCUCGAGCAGAUCUUUCACUCGCUGCUCAGCAAGGACCGGGCGGAGCUGCAGAUCAAGAGCGUCGGGGACCUCUUCAAGGAGGAGGAUGGAUUCGUUGGAAGCUUCCGGGAGAUUCAGAGGAGGGUCAAGGGCAAUCGGCAGCUGGCGCUGGGGGUCCUGCGAGUGACCCCGACGGAGGCAGGAGGAGGGAAACUAACUCUAAGCCUGAUCCCCAAGCAGGAUGAAGUGUUCAGCCUUGCGCAGCGAGACAAAAUCAUCGUGCUGGGAAAGCCGAAGUAA
Molecule: messenger RNA, 2430 nt
Organism: Guillardia theta CCMP2712
Lineage: Eukaryota; Cryptophyceae; Pyrenomonadales; Geminigeraceae
Exons: 3
Coding region: 1-2430 (809 amino acids)
Biological process (GO): potassium ion transport
Source: RefSeq, a predicted model, not a curated record